GGCGAUGCUCUAGCUGGUCUUUGUGUCGUGUCCUACUUCCUCUUUUCUGGGGGCAGUGGACAUUGGCAGAACUUCUUGGAGGUUUCUUGCGCUUUCUCACUCAGAAUGUUGUACUCUCCACAGUAUCGAGGCCCAGCAGACUGUCUUUCGCGAUGUAGCGAAACUGUAUGCUUGAUUGUUAAAACGGCCAUGUGGUUUGACGUUCUCGCAUCGGCGACACUUGUCAGGAAGCCACGAUUCAUAGAUGUCUUCCGCGACAUCUUCAGCGACCGUGCCCCUGCUACAUUUGAUGGCGUUGAAGUGCUCGAAGACCCUAGAUUGUCCAUGCUUCCCAUCAUGGGUUGCGAGAAUCACAUUGUCCGCGCAUUGGCAGAGAUCGCCGACCUAGCGGUGUGGAAGAUGAAUGAAAGGCAUAAAGGCAGUCUCAGCGUACCAAUGCUGGUACAAAGGGGACUUGAAAUAGAAAAAACCCUUGAUCCACGACCACGACCACGACCACCGCAAUACUUGCAUCUAAGCGUAGAUGCGGAACUCGAGACACGGCGCCACCUCACGUCUGAGGUAUUUCGUGCCUCUGCACGGGUCUACCUUCAUUCCGUCUUAUCAGGAGAUUUCCCAGGAUGCCCUGAGAUCGUUGACGGCGUGAAGGAUACAGUACAGUGUUUGCAACAAGUUCCAGAGUAUACUACGACUUCACGCUUUGUGGUUCGCAGUGUGGUGUUCAGUAUCUGCAUUUGCGGCUGCCUCACGGACAAUACGGGAUACCGCGCGUACUUCCUCAAACGUCUCGAGGAACAGCAGAAGGAGUCGGUUGGGAACUGCUCUACUGUGAUGACGCUCAUGCGUGAGGUGUGGAACAAACGAGCCAGUGGUCAACCCGUCGAUUGGCGGCAGGUUAUGCGCGAAUCAACUGUGCUCCUCGUCUGAGGAGGUCAAAGUGUGCAAAUGUUCUGCUAUUUCCCCCUUCUUUUUCCUAUGGAUCCACUUUCUAUCCCCAAAAACAGUCUAGGCUCGAAGCCUUCCUUUCGUCAUGACCUCUGCUAUGUUCUUCGAAUCGUGUUUCUCUCAAAUCUACCAAUAAUACCCUACACCUACACAUUUGUAUUUUGCUCCAUGUUUUGUUUCGAUAGUUUCUGUGCAACUUAUUUUUCCCUUCCACUAUACUCACCAAUCAUCCCCAAACAUUUUCAAUCAUAACUACAAGGAAUAAAUGUCGUUUUUAAUUAUCAUUCGUCAGCAUCUUACACAC
Messenger RNA from Serpula lacrymans var. lacrymans S7.9, 1249 nucleotides. RefSeq lists its product as uncharacterized. Gene Ontology annotation, biological process: positive regulation of transcription by RNA polymerase II. Gene Ontology annotation, molecular function: transcription cis-regulatory region binding; DNA-binding transcription factor activity. Gene Ontology annotation, cellular component: nucleus. Lineage: Eukaryota; Fungi; Basidiomycota; Agaricomycetes; Boletales; Serpulaceae. The coding region runs from base 106 to 927 and encodes 273 amino acids. The record is from RefSeq and is a predicted model, not a curated record. The transcript has a single exon.